Neurospora crassa OR74A is the source of this 306-nucleotide messenger RNA. RefSeq lists its product as hypothetical. The transcript has a single exon. The coding region runs from base 1 to 306 and encodes 101 amino acids. The record is from RefSeq and is a predicted model, not a curated record. Lineage: Eukaryota; Fungi; Ascomycota; Sordariomycetes; Sordariales; Sordariaceae.
AUGGCGGCCGGUAUCGUGGCUGGCCAGUUCACCAGCCGCGGCCAGCAGGGUCGUACACGCGAGAAAGGCGUCCAUGCAUUCUAUUCGGGUUCCACGAUGCUUCGAUGCUUGAUGUGGCACUGCCGCCCUGGAUCGUCGGCUGCUGCACGUAAUGGUCUGGGCAUGGAAUGGAUGAGUGGCAGGUUGUUCAUCCCGGAAGGCCGACGGGAGGUUCGGGAACGGCCCAAUGGCUGCUGCCGAGUGGUUGGGUACAUAAUCAUGGUAGAGGUGAGUACGGUUACCUCCGAGAAGAAUGGACAAAAAUAG